CACCAAGCCCUUCGAGCGAUAUUGUACCGUGACAAUGCCCACAAUCCCGGACAAGUCGAUCAGGAUAUGCGCGGACAGAGGAGGCACCUUCUGUGAUGUGCACGCCUCGUUCCCCGAUCCGGAGAAGCCGGACGAGCGCAAGGAGAUCGUCGUAAAGCUCCUCUCGCAGGAUCCUGCCAACUACAACGAUGCACCAACGGAGGGCAUCCGGCGCGUACUGGAGAUCGCGACAGGCGAGAAGAUCCCGCGGGGGACCACGCUCAAUACCGACAAGAUCGAGUACAUCAGGCUGUCGACGACGGUCGCGACGAACGCACUCCUUGAGCGCAAGGGCCACAAGCACGCGCUGUUGAUCACCCGCGGUUUCCGGGACCUCCUGCUCAUUGGGAACCAAUCGCGCCCGAAGAUCUUCGACCUGAACAUCCGCCGCCCGCCACCACUCUACUCCGCUGUGCUCGAGGUCGACGAGCGGGUCACGCUCGUGGGCUACACGUCCGAUCCCAAGGCGGAGGAGCAUGCGGUCCAGUUCGACGAGAACGGGCAGGUGAAGAGAGGCUACCGGGGCGCGGGGUGGGAUGGGAAAGGCGAUGCGGAGGGUCCGGGCGAGAUCGUGCAGGGCUUGUCAGGCGAGGCAGUUAGGGUGAUGCGUAGACCAGACAUCGAGGGUGUGCGAGCGGAUCUACAGAAGCUCUACGAUGACGGCUACCGCUCCAUCGCGAUCGUCUUCUGCCACUCCUACACGUACCCCGAGCACGAACUGCAGGUCGCCGCGCUUGCGCGCACGCUCGGCUUCGCCCACGUCUCCGCGUCCUCGCAGCUGCUGCCUAUGAUCAAGAUGGUCCCGCGCGGCGUGUCCUCGACCGCGGACGCGUACCUCACGCCCGUCCUGCGGCAGUACCUCGACGGCUUCUUCACCGGGUUCGACGCGAAGCUGCGCGACGGGAAGGUGCGGAGCCCGCGCGUGGAGUUCAUGGGCAGCGACGGCGGCCUGCUCGACCUGAACAACUUCUCCGGGCUGAAGAGCAUUCUGAGCGGUCCUGCUGGGGGCGUUGUCGGUUAUGCGCUCACUAGCUGGGACGAGAAGAAGAAGACGCCGGUCAUUGGCAUCGACGUUGGCGGCACUUCGACGGACGUCUCGCGCUUUGCGGGUCGUUACGAGGUUGUGUACGAGACAACGACAGCGGGGGUCACUAUCCAGUCACCACAGCUGGACAUCAACACCGUCGCUGCUGGAGGAGGCUCAUGUCUGACGUUCCGGAACGGGCUAUUCCUCGCUGGACCGCACAGCGCGGGUGCAGAGCCAGGACCUGCGUGUUAUAGGAAGGGAGGACCGUUGGCCGUGACGGACGCUAAUCUCAUCCUAGGCCGCCUAGUGCCCGACUACUUCCCCAAGAUCUUUGGCAAGUCUGAGGAAGAGCCCCUCGACGUUGAGGCGUCGCGCUCCGCCUUCGAUCAACUCGUGCAGGAGAUCAACGCCUCCGUCAGCGAAGAGAAGAAGAUGGGUCUGGACGAGAUCGUUUACGGGUUCAUCAAGGUUGCAAACGAGACGAUGUGCAGGCCUAUCCGCGCCCUGACCGAGGCUCGUGGAUACGCGACGUCUAGGCAUAUCCUCGCGAGCUUCGGUGGUGCCGGUGGCCAACAUGCAUGCGAGAUCGCCCAGCUGCUCGGCAUCAAGACGAUCCUCAUUCACCACUACAGUUCGAUUCUGUCCGCAUACGGCCUCGCUCUCGCUGACCGGGCGUUCGAGCUGCAGGAGCCCUCGUCGACAUUCUACACGCCCGACAACCGUGCGGUCCUCCGUGCGCGCUUGGACAAGCUCGACGCGCAAGUGCGCGAGGAGCUCUCCCGGCAAGGCUUCGAGGGGGCACGCGUGCACACCGAGCGCAUGCUCAACAUGCGCUUCGAGGGUACGGACACGGCGUUGAUGGUGCUACCCACACCCGCGGACGGCGAUGGCGCGGAAGACUUCGCCGCGGCGUUCCGGCGCGUGUACAAGGCCGAGUUCGGGUUCCUGCUCGAGAGCAAGGCGGUGAUCGUCGACGACGUGAAGGUGCGCGGGAUCGGGAAGACGUUCGACACGCUCGGGGAGUCCGUGUUCGACGAGGUCGCGCACAUCGAGACGCGCGCGGUCGACCCCGCGAAGGCCGAUGGGGCGUACAGCGUGUACUUCGACGGGGUCGGGCGCGUGAAGGAUACUCCGGUGUACUUGCUCGAGUCGCUCAGUGCUGGGGACACGGUGAAGGGCCCUGCGAUGAUCAUCGACAACACGCAGACGAUUGUGAUCAUCCCUGGGGCGACGGCCGUGCUGACGAGCAAACACCUCUACAUCACCUUGGAGUGAAUGCGGAAAUGAAAGGAAGCGGACGGUAGCACGGCAGGCAAGGUGCGGAAGCCCUUAGGUGCUAUAGUCGGGGUAUAACCUGACCAAAAGGCUGAAAAGGAUGUGAUAGCCUGAAAAAAGGCCGGAAAGGAUGCGAUAGUUUAACGCCGGUUUUGGCUAUCGCAUGGCUGUAGUGGCAUGUCGGUUUUGACCUUUGUCUGCCGUGUAGGAGAAGAUGUAGAACGAUGUAACUGUGUACGAUGCAUGUACUAUUGGAAAGGAUGUGCUGGGAUCAACCGGGGCUAUCACGCUGGUGGACUGAG
This is a messenger RNA of Trametes versicolor FP-101664 SS1, 2643 nucleotides long. RefSeq names its product 5-oxoprolinase. The coding region runs from base 35 to 2341 and encodes 768 amino acids. The transcript has 9 exons. Gene Ontology annotation, cellular component: cytosol. The record is from RefSeq and is a predicted model, not a curated record. Gene Ontology annotation, biological process: glutathione metabolic process. NCBI's taxonomy places the organism in Eukaryota, Fungi, Basidiomycota, Agaricomycetes, Polyporales, Polyporaceae. Gene Ontology annotation, molecular function: 5-oxoprolinase (ATP-hydrolyzing) activity.